CUGGCUCCGCUGCUGCCGCCGCCGCUGCUCGCCCUGCUGCUGCUGCCGCCGCCGGAGCCCAAACCAGAGCCCCCGCCAGCUCUCGCCCAGAGCCGCCGCGCCCGGGGGCCGAAGCCGCGGCGAUGAUCCGAAUCUUUCCGGAUUUCAGCGUGCAGGUGACGGCCGCGGCGGCCGGCGGGGCGGCCGCGGGGGUGCCGGCGGGCGCGGGCAUGGGGAGGGCCGGCGCCGCGGCCAACGGCACCCCGCAGAACGUCCAGGGCAUCACCUCCUACCAGCAGCGAAUAACUGCCCAGCAUCCUCUGCCCAACCAAUCAGAAUGUAGGAAAAUCUACAGAUAUGACGGAAUCUACUGUGAAUCUACCUACCAGAAUUUACAAGCAUUGAGAAAGGAGAAAUCCCGAGAUGCUGCUCGCUCCCGCCGGGGAAAAGAAAAUUUUGAGUUCUAUGAAUUGGCCAAGUUGUUGCCUCUUCCUGCAGCCAUCACUAGCCAGCUUGACAAGGCAUCCAUCAUUCGACUUACAAUUAGCUAUCUGAAAAUGAGGGACUUUGCUAACCAAGGGGACCCUCCGUGGAACUUGCGAAUGGAAGGCCCUCCACCUAACACAUCAGUAAAAGGUGCACAACGAAGGAGAAGCCCCAGUGCACUGGCCAUUGAAGUAUUUGAAGCACAUUUGGGAAGCCACAUUUUGCAGUCCCUGGAUGGCUUUGUAUUUGCACUAAAUCAAGAAGGAAAAUUUUUGUACAUUUCUGAAACCGUCUCCAUCUACCUAGGCCUCUCACAAGUGGAGCUGACAGGCAGCAGCGUCUUUGACUAUGUCCACCCGGGGGACCACGUGGAGAUGGCAGAGCAGCUGGGCAUGAAGCUCCCCCCUGGGCGGGGUCUCCUCUCGCAGGGCACUGCUGAGGAUGGGGCCAGCUCAGCAUCUUCCUCCUCCCAGUCGGAGACCCCUGAGCCAGUGGAGUCAACCAGCCCCAGUCUGCUAACCACUGACAACACCCUUGAACGUUCCUUUUUCAUCCGAAUGAAAUCUACUCUGACCAAACGUGGCGUGCACAUCAAAUCAUCAGGAUAUAAGGUGAUUCACAUAACAGGCCGGCUACGACUGAGGGUGUCACUAUCCCACGGGAGGACCGUUCCCAGCCAAAUCAUGGGUCUUGUGGUUGUGGCUCAUGCCCUGCCUCCCCCUACGAUCAAUGAAGUCAGAAUUGACUGCCAUAUGUUCGUCACUCGAGUAAAUAUGGACCUCAAUAUCAUUUACUGUGAAAAUAGGAUUAGCGAUUAUAUGGAUCUGACCCCUGUAGACAUUGUAGGGAAGAGAUGCUACCAUUUCAUCCAUGCCGAAGACGUCGAGGGCAUCAGGCACAGUCACUUGGACCUGCUGAAUAAGGGCCAGUGUGUGACGAAGUACUAUCGUUGGAUGCAGAAGAAUGGAGGAUAUAUUUGGAUACAGUCUAGUGCCACCAUAGCUAUUAAUGCCAAGAACGCAAAUGAGAAGAAUAUCAUCUGGGUGAAUUAUCUUCUUAGUAACCCCGAGUACAAGGACACACCCAUGGAUAUCGCACAGCUCCCCCAUCUGCCAGAGAAAACUUCAGAAUCUUCGGAGACAUCUGACUCUGAAUCAGACUCUAAAGAUACCUCAGGUAUUACAGAGGACAACGAGAACUCCAAGUCCGACGAGAAGGGUAAUCAGUCCGAGAACAGCGAAGACCCGGAACCCGACCGGAAGAAGUCGGGCAACGCCUGCGACAACGACAUGAACUGCAACGACGACGGCCACAGCUCCAGCAACCCGGACAGCCGCGACAGCGACGACAGCUUCGAGCACUCGGACUUUGAGAACCCCAAGGCGGGCGAGGACGGCUUCGGCGCACUGGGCCCCAUGCAGAUCAAGGUGGAGCGCUACGUGGAGAGCGAGUCGGACCUGCGGCUGCAGAACUGCGAGUCGCUCACGUCGGACAGCGCCAAGGACUCGGACAGCGCGGGCGAGGCGGGCGCGCAGGCCUCCAGCAAGCACCAGAAGCGCAAGAAGAGGCGGAAACGGCAGAAGGGCGGCAGCGCCAGCCGCCGGCGCCUGUCCAGCGCGUCGAGCCCCGGCGGCCUGGACGCCGGCCUGGUGGAGCCCCCGCGGCUGCUGUCCUCCCCCAACAGUGCCUCGGUGCUCAAGAUCAAGACGGAGAUCUCGGAACCCAUCAACUUCGACAACGACAGCAGCAUCUGGAACUACCCGCCCAACCGGGAGAUCUCCAGGAACGAGUCCCCCUACAGCAUGACCAAGCCCCCCAGCUCGGAGCACUUCCCGUCCCCGCAGGGCGGCGGGGGCGGCGGGGGCCUGCACGUGGCCAUCCCCGACUCGGUCCUCACCCCGCCUGGCGCCGACGGCGCCGCCGCCGCCCGCAAGACUCAGUUCGGCGCCUCGGCCACUGCGGCCUUGGCCCCCGUCGCCUCCGACCCGCUGUCGCCCCCCCUCUCGGCGUCCCCACGGGACAAGCACCCAGGGGGCGGCGGUGGUGGCGGCGGCGGCGGCGGCAGCGGGAGCGGCCCCAGCGCGUCCAACUCCUUGCUGUACACUGGGGACCUGGAGGCGCUGCAGAGGUUGCAGGCGGGCAACGUCGUGCUCCCGCUGGUGCACAGGGUGACGGGGACCCUGGCCGCCACGAGCACGGCCGCGCAGAGGGUCUACACCACCGGCACCAUCCGCUACGCGCCCGCAGAGGUGACCCUGGCCAUGCAGGGCAACCUGCUGCCCAACGCGCACGCUGUUAACUUCGUGGACGUUAACAGCCCCGGCUUCGGCCUCGACCCCAAGACGCCCAUGGAGAUGCUCUACCACCACGUGCACCGGCUCAACAUGUCGGGACCGUUCGGCGGCGCCGUGAGCGCCGCCAGCCUGACGCAGAUGCCCGCCGGCAACGUGUUCACCACGGCCGAGGGACUCUUCUCCACGCUGCCCUUCCCCGUCUACAGCAACGGCAUCCACGCGGCACAGACUCUGGAGCGCAAGGAGGACUGAGGCGCCGCCCAGCGCGGGCCAGGGCUCCGCCCGGAGGCAUCGUCGAUCGGCGUUUUCGUUUAGACCUUUUAAUUCUAGCACUUUGAAUUCGAGCAGGUCAGCGUCCUCUCUCACCACGACGGCCCCCAUUCCACCCCCUCUUUCUUUAACUUGACUUAUUCUUUCCUGUAAAGAUAUGUUUAUUUUUCGCCUUCCGAGAGUCAGAUGACCAGUUGCCUGCCAUUUUGUCUCCUUCUAAGAUGUGUGUUGGGUUGUUUUGCUUUCCUUUUGCAUCUUUAUUAAGAUGUCUUUAAUGUUGUAUAUGCCUCUGCCAUAGAAUACUCAGUCUUGUGGUCAAGAGAUUUCUCAAGUGACAACCAUUGGGUUUUUCUUCCUAAAGAUCUUGAUAUGAUCAAGAUUGAAAGAGACAAGCAUAAACAAUGUGCCCUGUUUGACUAAGUCAAAUGAAAUGGGGUGGUUUUUUGUUUUGGUUCCUAAUUCCUUUAAAGAUAGGGGGGAUAGUAUUUUAGAAUUUUAUGCAGAAUUUAAUUCUCUUUUUAUGGUUAAGAUUUUAAGAUUUUCUUACUUGCACAUAAAAAUAAUUUGGGUUCUUAAACUUAAUUUCUGGCCUGUGACUAGAAUGUUUUAAAAAAAAAAGUUGGACUAAAUGUUAAUUACUGAAACAUUAACUUAAUUUCUAAAACCAUGGUGCUAUCAUUUAUUAAUCUGUAAUGUCUUCAUACAAAAUGCAGCUCCUGGGCUGGGUUUUGGGGAAAAAAAAAUAAUAAUAAUAACGUGUUCUGUCCUGGUCUGGAGUCCCGCUGCUGCAGUCUCCUUGGUUAGUUAAGACAAAGCCCUCAUUAACGUUUGCUGCAGGACUUAAAAUUUUUUACCUCCCAACUAACAAACAUAGCCUCACAUUAAAUUUAAUGGGUCAGUAAAGCCCUUUUUAAAGGGGCUUUUGGAAAACUCAAUCAAACUGAUUUGAGGAGCAGUUUGGGUACAUACUGCCUUUUGUUGGUCUGGGUUUUUGUUUUGCUUUUUGUUUUUUUCCCUUUUCUCAGUCUAACUGAGUCUAAUUUUUGCAACUUCAGUAACACUUCAGAGUAAAAGAAGGAAAGGAUAUUUAACAUGUCUUUGUUUUUGUUUUGUUUUUUUUUUAUCAUUUCUUGCUAAAAAAAAAAAAGGUUGCAUUUUUAGGGGACUGAUUUGAUUUCAUGAAAUUUUUUUCCCCUUUGGUUCUCUUGUUUCUAGGUUGAAACCGGUAAGGUUUAAAACUAAAGAAUGGGUUAAUAAGCUUCAAACAUAACUGCAACUGAAAACCGCACAUUAAGUACUAAAAAGAAAAAAAGAAAAAAAAAGAAAAAAAGGAAAAAAAGAAAAGAAAAAGAAAAAAAAUAUCCUAUUUUGUCUUUGUUGCCAGAAAUCAGUGUAGUGUCAAACACUCCAAAUGACUGUCGAGUAUAAAUUCUUCUUCCACUCCAUUUUUGGCAGCUGUUUGUUAAGGCAUCUAAUAACAGAUGUGAGAACUGUAACGUGUGCAAUGUGUACGUGUCCUUGGCUGUCAGUCCCAUUGCAAUUUCAAUGUGUGUUUCUAUAUGCAGUAUAUACUAAGCUAACGUAGUUGUUUUGUCCUUUGUCUUCUCUGUGCUCUAUCUCUAGUCCGGAGUGGUACAGUCCCAUUCCUGCAGUCCUAGUGAAUCAGUGAUUCUUGGGGGUUAGUGAUUUUUGUGUGGUGGCCUUCCUCUGUAAUGUCACCCUAUGCUGCUUCUACUGUCUGUGAAUCUUCCGUUUCACUUUUUGAAAUUCCUGCUGUUGCUUUGCUGGUGUAUAUUCUCCCAACCUUUCCUUUCUUUUCCUCCCUCUCUUGUCUCCCCCUGCUCCCUCCCCCAUCUCUCCUUUCCCCGCCUUCUCCAAAAUCUUUUUCAUUCUCAGAGAUAAAAAGACUCUUAACUAGCUCAAGGUUAAUGGAGCCAUUUUUUCCCACAAUGGAGUUCUGGGUAUGACUUUUUUCUUCUGGAGUGCAACGCAAAGCACUGAAGAAUAAUGCUCAGAUAUAUUAAAUAAAUUGAUGCCAUAUAGCCUCAGUUGUUAACAUUCCCAGAGUCCCUUGUGCUCUACCUAUAUAAGCAAUGGGUGCUUUUCUUUGGUUUCCUUCCAGGUUGGCUGAUGGAGCAAUACAUAAAGCAAUUACCAGUGAGACAGAAAAUUAUUUCAAAGGUCAACCAACAUUUUUUUUAAAACAGCAGGGGAGGGGAUAACGGAAUAUAGACUUGUCAUAUAUAUUUGUUUAUGUGUGCAAUGCUAAUAGAGUAAUUCGGCUGUCCUUUGAAUAUCACUGUGUUGAGUGGUUUCCUCUAGGACCUUUGUGAUUCCAUGAGUUGGGCCCACAUCACUGUGGAAUAAUAACUAAAAGACGUGAAAUGCCACAAAUUUUAAUAGGGACGUUACUUGAAGGAUUUAAGUAGGUUUAGAAGGUGAAGAAAGCCAGUCAUGAUAUUUAAAGAUUAAUUUUGGAAGCUCUACUCUAGCUAUCGAACAAUCAAAGGAAUGCACCUAUCAGCUACAAAGAACAGCUAGACAGCUGUUUUGUUUUUUUUUUUUUCCUUUUAUAAAUGUUUCUGUGUUGUGUCAAAAUGAUUUCUGGUGAUUUAAACUAACAGAUAAUCACAGCUGCUGUCUAAAUCCAUAGUGUUUAAAAUUACAAAAUGAAAAAAAAACACUUCAUUACCUGUGAAGACUGUGUCUGUGUUUUUAACUAUUUCUUGUACAAAUAUAUGAAAACUUUUAUGAGGAGACUGGUGCCAAGUAGCUGAAUAAUGGGGAAAGGGAUAUUCUGUUCGUAAAAAUCUUAGCAGUGUUACCAACUCUACAAUAUAUAUGAAAAGAAAAAUUAAAACAUUACAAAGCGACAGCUAUGGUACAUUUGUUUUGUGUGAAGCUAACCGGACCUAACUUCCUGAGUGCCUGGCUUAUUUUGAAACAUUUUUUUUCAUUGACCAUUGAUAAUGCUGCAAAUCAGAAAUGUACAUACUUCAUUUACAACAGGGUUCUUUUUAUACUUUUGUAGAUUCUCAUACAUGUCACAUACAUGGUUGUCUUUAUGUAACUUAAUUUUUUCAUCCGCAGGUGCCAUUUUCAUAAUAAACUUCUCUUGGAUUUGUUA
Molecule: messenger RNA, 6156 nt
Organism: Panthera uncia (snow leopard)
Lineage: Eukaryota; Metazoa; Chordata; Mammalia; Carnivora; Felidae
Gene: NPAS3
Product: neuronal PAS domain protein 3
Exons: 12
Coding region: 123-3011 (962 amino acids)
Biological process (GO): regulation of transcription by RNA polymerase II
Molecular function (GO): RNA polymerase II transcription regulatory region sequence-specific DNA binding; DNA-binding transcription factor activity, RNA polymerase II-specific; protein dimerization activity
Source: RefSeq, a predicted model, not a curated record